AUGCCUGAGAACGAUUCUCCCGCAAGGGAACCUUCCACUCGUGGCCGUGGCCGCGGUGGAAGAGGUCGUGGUGGACGAGGUAGAGGUGGUGGCAGAGGUGGCUCUACAACCGCUCUAUCCAAGGCGGCUACUGCAAAGGCUGGCCGUGGUGGCUCACGACGAGGCCGAGCAAAGAACUUUGCCGAUUCGCGUGUACAGGCUGCUUAUGAGCGUCAACGGCAUCUCAAAGCAAAUUAUCAAGCUGUUGCUCACGCGCUGAAGCCUGCCCUGCAAGAGCUGGCUGAACGCACCAUUGAUGAUGCUCUUCAAAAUCCAGACAAGUAUAAACUUGUCCAGGAAUUCAUACCUGCCAUGGAGGAGCUCCAAGCAAACCUCGAUGCCAAACUCGCCGAGCACAAGCGUCGUCUGGACAGAGACCUUGAGCUCGCCCAGCAUCUGCAUGAAGCCGACAAUUACGUCGCUGAGCAAGAAUUCCAGAACGGUCUUGAUGAGAUUGAAGAACAGUUCUACGAAUCACAAGAGAACCGUGCUCGAAUUCUCAAUUCCUUGUAUGACAAGAACCUUCCCGUCGAUAUUGCCGAUGAUCAAUAUGAGUACAAGGUCAUCAGUGAUGAGCAUUAUGACGAAGAAUUUGGAAUCUACGAAUGCUACCAAGAUGGUCAUCUCGUCCCUUAUCCUUCUCGUGUCCAAGGCACUUCCAUGUGGCGAAAGGGUCGCGAGAACGAAGCGGCUGCUACAGCUGCAAUUCCAACCGCGGCCACCGCUUCUUCAAAGGGCCGUGGACGUGGCCGUGGUGUCAACAAACGCAGAGCCCAAGACCAACCAGACGGUCAACCUACUCCCAAGAAGAACACCAGAAGCAACGCUGACGAUGGCGCAUCUCUUGCUGCUCCCGCCCCUGCCAAGGGUCUUCUCGCUUCCGCUGCUGAAGCCGAGGCCACACCUGAGGGCACGCCAGCUGAGUCGGAAUCAGCACCAGGAACUCCAGAGCCUCCCGCUCUUGUCAAUGGCAUCGCUCCUGCAGCUGCCGCUCGGGCACAAAGUAAAUUGCCUGCUCGUGAAAGAAGCCCCCCGUUGCCAAAGAACAUGGGCGAUGAAGAUCAGUGGGGCUACCGCGUAUAUAACCAGAAGCCAUCUAUGCGAGAGAAGGGCAUUAAUAGUCGCCUUUACUGCCCCAAAACCUUUGAGUUCAAUGACUGGGAAAUCGGCUUCAGGGACUCCACGAAUGACUCUAGCAAGGGUCAUACACAUGCAAAGCGUGGCAAGUACCUCAACACUCCUAACAGCAAUGGCCUUCACGUCGAUCAUUGGUGCAAUGGCUACGACUUUUCAACCACAGUUCCCGAAGAUUUUGACCAAGACGCAGUCAAGCGCUUCGGUGUUCACCCCAAGUAUGGUGUUAUCAUGAAAGAUGCACCUGUUCCCGAGGUAGAGAAGACUCCACACGUCAUGCCAGGGAAGCCUGUUGUCUAUAUUGCCAACCCUUCGGGUCGGAUUGCCCAUGCUUCACGUUCAUUCCUCAAGACUACCAAUCACCGUCGUUCAGAUGAUAACCCGUACCGCGCCAAGAUUGGUGCUUCGAUGAGACGAUUUUGCAAACUUGAGGAGGUCGACCCUGAAGAGAUCUCUAUAUCUGAAUAUGUGCGUUCUGAUGAGGUUUUGCGAAGCAGAUCUUUGGGCACUGCCGCCAAGGAGCUUGAAGCCAGACCUAUUGUCAGCCGAGCCGCUUCUGAGUCGCAAGAGCCAGAAAGUGAGGAACAAGAGCCCGAAGGAGAGGACGUCGAGGCCCCUCAACCCGAGCCUGGAUUCACUAACCUGGCCGUCCUCGCCUAUGCUGGUGCUUUUCUUGAGACUGAAGAAUCGAACAAGGCUCCCAAGCCUGCGCCGAAGCCAGCUCGCUACGACGCUAUUCGUGAUGUCUUCACUGACUCAAAGCCUGCUCCUGCUCCUACGUCCGACACCAGUUCCAGCGUUGGCCUCGAUUACUUGGCUAUCUUGAGCAAUGUUGUAAGCGCUUCCAACGAACCCGCUGCUAUCCGAGAGACCGAACCAGUCUACGACACUGCUCCAGCAACCGAACUUGCGAUGAGCUAUGAGCCAGCAUCUGUCCCUGAAGCAGCGCCUUCUAUGCUUGAGCCAUAUGGUACUCAGGAACAACCAUCCUACCGUGAUGCCGCGCCAAACGGCAUGGUACCUGACCCCGUUUCUUCUCAUGGAAUGCUGGAACAUGAUCCCCGAAGCUCCGUCUCCCAGACUAACGAGCUCCCGCCUGUCACCCCAAGCCAGGCCACAAUUGACCCUCGAUACAAUCCCAGCCCUGUCGAGGUUCCCCAAGGGUACAUGCACCAGCCCCGCGCGCACAUGUCAAUGCAAGCAAGCGGCCCAGUGCAUGGUCAUCCUGGAGAACCCAUGGCCUAUCCACCUAUCCAGGAACACAAUGUUUCACAGCAUCCGCCAGUACGACAUCCGGAUUACCCUCCCCCCCAUCCAUCUCAGGGCCCUCCAGUUCAGGAUCAGGGGACAUACCUGUCACAUAGCAGCUACCCCAACACAGACCCCCGUGAUGCUCACAUGGCUGCCGGCCGUCCUAUCGAUCCCGGGUAUUCUCCGCGCCGUAUGAGUAUCUAUGGUGCGCCCGAGCCGAGCUACUCUCGUGCGUACUGGUCGCAACCUCCUCCCCCGGGACCACCACCCGCCGGACCUUCAAAUGCUCCUCCCGGACCUCCGGGACCACCACCAGGCCCAGUAUCGUCUCACUAUUCAUCACCAGCUCCUCCCCCAGCGCGGAUCCCUUUUUCUCACAAUGGCAGCGCCGAGCCUCUACCCCCUCUGCGACCUUCGCGAGGACGUAACCAGUCUCUUCAGGAUGAGGCACUGUUGGAACCUAGCUUACGAUCAUCCGGUUCUUACUACCCGCCUGGUCCUCCUCGCUCUUAUCACCGAGGGUACCCUGGCCCCGAGCCACAUGGGCAACCACCGCUUCAGCCGAUUGCGACUGAUCGAAUUCUGCCAAACCCGCAGACUGCUGGGCAAGGUUAUAUGACCUCGCCUCAUCAAGGCUACGCCCAUCAAGUCCUAUCUCCAACGUAUGCGAACCCCCCUCCUAUGCCCUCUCACAUGGCUCAAAGCCCCCAAGACAAUCCUCAGGGUCUUCCCAGUUCGAUCCAUGGUCAUCGAUCCACCCCUUCAGGGUCGUCUGAUGCUGGGAACAAGUAUCGAAAGCUUCAACCCGCCCCCGUUCCCGCGCACCGAGCGUGGCCGAAUAAGCCCGAAUUGAAGACCAUUCCAUACGACCACAAGGAGACUGGGUCUGCCGCGGCUCUGCCCAGCUCUGGGCCGACCCAGAUCAGAGGGUGGAGCAAUGGUGACGACUCUUCAUCCAAGGCUGAUGAGCAAGCUAAGCCUGCGCGGCCGUACAAGUCCGUCCGAUUCGUCGAGCCUGCUAUCGGCGUGCCACCUACGGCAGAGAAGCUGAACAAACGCAAGCAUUCUGACACGCAGCCAGACGAUGAUGUUGUCGCGGCUAAGCCUUCAGCUAAGAAAUCUAAGAAGAAUGACGAUGUUGCUGUGGUGAUUGAAGAGGAUGACAAUUCGCUCAAGCGACGACUGCGCCCUAGGAAGCCCAAGACAACUGAGGCUGAACCCAUUGCAACUAAAGCUGGGCCGGCGAAGAAGCCGAGAGUGGCUCAGUCGCGUAAGAGCAAGACUGUCGAGGCCACCAAGACGAAGGAGACUGCAUCGAAGACGAAGAUCAAGAUCGUCCGUUCCAGCACUUCCAACAAGAAGAGUGAUCAAGAUGUUGAGUCUACGACCUCAAAGGGAAAAUCAUCAUCCGCCAAAGAACCUCGAGCUAAGGGCGAAUCUUCUGACGAUGUCCAAAUCACCAAGAGUCAGCGAAAAGUCAUCACCAUUGACACCACUGACGAGAGUUGCUAA
Fusarium tjaetaba is the source of this 3936-nucleotide messenger RNA. RefSeq lists its product as uncharacterized. Bases 1 to 3936 code for a protein of 1311 amino acids. The record is from RefSeq and is a predicted model, not a curated record. The transcript has 4 exons. NCBI's taxonomy places the organism in Eukaryota, Fungi, Ascomycota, Sordariomycetes, Hypocreales, Nectriaceae.